Aphis gossypii (cotton aphid) is the source of this 4434-nucleotide messenger RNA. Its product is annotated as sodium-coupled monocarboxylate transporter 2. Bases 640 to 2511 code for a protein of 623 amino acids. Lineage: Eukaryota; Metazoa; Arthropoda; Insecta; Hemiptera; Aphididae. The record is from RefSeq and is a predicted model, not a curated record. Gene Ontology annotation, cellular component: membrane. Gene Ontology annotation, biological process: sodium ion transport; transmembrane transport. Gene Ontology annotation, molecular function: symporter activity. The transcript is spliced from 12 exons.
GUCGACCGAUCGUUCAGUUCACAUGCGGUUCGACUCGUGAGUUGUGUUGUUUGACGUCUACAUUUCGUUGCGUACUCGUGCCACUCAUUGUCAUAAUAAUUUUAUAUUAUAUCGUUUAUGAUAAUAAUAAUAAUUAUAUACGUAUAUAACAAUACGUUAUCGUGUAUUUCUCUUCAGUAGCUACUUCGUAUCGUAAACAAUUAAAUAGUACACAGUCGUUCGUUCGACUUCUGUACCGCGAUUCCGUUUCAUUUCGUUUCACGUUUAUUUUUUAUUUUUUUACCUUUUUUUAAUAAUUAAAAUCAUUGUAAUUGUAGUCACUAUUUUUCGACGACAAGGAAACGCAAUAUAAAUAGUACUUAAUACGUUCAAUACGUAGACCCAUUAUUUGUAAUAAUAUUGCAUACGUUCAGAAAACCGGAUCAAUCGUCCAUCUCACGAGUUUCGUAGUAAACACCAACUUUAUAAUACGAUACAUUAUCAUAUAGCCGCGAUAUUUAAAAAUGGCAGAGUCUUUCGUUCAAACAAUUGUCACCGAUCGAAUUAUGGAAAUGGCUUAAAUCCAGUAUCAACUGUUGUCAUUCGUUGUGUGGCUUUUUUAUUUGUUUGUCAACGCUGAAAGAGAAAUUAUAAUAAACUAUGCAAAGUAUUAUUUUCGAUUAUGCAGUUUUUCUACUGCUGAUUGCAUUGUCAUUUGGAGUAUUAAUCUAUAGUAAAUUAUCCGGUCCCAAAGAACAGACAAAAGCGGACUAUGUGUUUGCAUCGAAAGGGUCAGUUUCGAUGGGAGCGAUGCUCCUAUCAAUUGCACGUGGAUUUCUGGGAGUCAAAGUCUUCCUCGGGUAUCCAUCGGAGUUUUAUUACAGAGGAAGUGGAAUGUGGGAAACCUUGUACGGAAUGUCCCUAGCAUUUCCUUUGGUUUUAUAUUUUUUCCUACCAGUGUAUUUUAAUCUCGGAAUUACUUCAGUUUAUCAAUACUUAGAUAUGCGGUUCAAAUCAAGACUCGUGAGGAGGCUUGCGUCUGGUACAUAUUUUAUUAGAAGUAUACUUAACCUUGGCGUAACAGUUUUCACACCUUGCGUCGCCUUAAAAACUGUGAUGGGAUUACCAUAUUGGUUUUCGAUCAUCUUAAUUACAUCGAUUGCCAUCGUUUUCACAUUACUGGGAGGUUUAAGAUCAGCUAUCCUUGCAGAUGCCGUACAGAGUUUAGUGAUGAUUGGAUGCAGUAUAGUUAUCAUCGUACACGGUUUCUUUAUAGCCAAAGGCCCAUUAAAUGUAUUCGAAGUGACCAAGGAACGGAACAGGCUAGACUUUUUCAAUUUUGACCUGGAUCCUACGAUUCGUGUGACAACGGUUUCCGCCACUCUUGGUCAGCUGUUCAUGUCGCUUUCGAUGUUCGGAUGUCAACAAAAUUUCGUUCAACGCUACUUUAGUAUGGACUCUCAGAAACAAGUUGAAAAGGCUUUGUGGCUGACCAUACCGUUGAUGAUAUUCCUCUUCAGUCUAUCGUGGAUCGUCGGUAUGGUAAUAUUUACGGUGUACGCUGAUUGUGAUCCUCGAGCACUUGGAUACAUAUCGGAGAUCGACGAAAUCAUACCUUUUUACAUUGAGGAUAAAUUUUACUUUUUGCCAGGUUUCAUGGGACUCGUAUUGGCCAGCUUAUUCAACAGUGGGCUUAGUAUACUAGUUUCAAACUUAAAUUCAAUCUCUACUGUUGCUUGGGAAGAUUUUGUCUCUCAAAUACCUGUAUUCAAAGGUGCCAGUGAAAAAAAUCAAUUAAUAUGCAUUAAAAGCCUAAGUGUAAUUACUGGUUUUAUAGUUAUGGGUAUUGCGUUUAUUGUUGCACAAUCUUCGGGCGUAAUUGAUGCUUCUCAGCUAAUGACGUCUGCAACUAGUGGCCCUCUUUUGGGAGUUUUUGUUUUAGCUAUGUUUUUCCCAUCAACGAAUUGGAAAGGUGCUGCUGCCGGUAUGAUAUCGAGUCACUUGAUGACCCUAUUUAUUGUAAUUGGAUCAUUGUCUUUGGCCAAAGAACCUGAGUAUCUGCCAGUGUCCACUGAAGGGUGUACGAAUACAACGUUCUCGCCUCAUAUUGAGCCGAUAUUCGAUGUACAGUAUAGUCAAUAUAAAAUGAGUUUUAUCAACAAAACCCAUGACGACUUGGGUGUUUCCAGCGUCUUGUCGUCGCCCGAAGUCAAAUCGUCCUCAAAAGACGAUAUACUGACAAUGUUGUACUCGAUAACAUAUAUGUACUACUCAUUAUUGGGCACAUUCGUAACAGUCUUCGUUGGUGUCAUAGUCAGCUACAUGACAGACUUGUGGAGCAAAGAAGAGUCGACCAAUGAGGACCUGUUGCACCCCAUGAGCCUUAAAGUCAAGUCCAUGUGCACUGGCGAGAAACAGCGGUACGUCACCGACGGCAAACACAAUAACGGCCCAAGUACGCUGCCUAUGACCAACGAGGCGCAGCCCACGCCGCUCUCGAGCGUGUUUACGAUCAAGUCAAACUCAUCCUAGUAACCGUGUGUCCAGUUAUACGUGGAAUCCUACGCGUAAUAAUAAUUAUUAUAAUAUACGAUGUCCGUACAUCAAACACACAUAAUAACAUAAAAUGAUUUCAGUCUUCUUUGUAUUAUUAUUCGACGUGUACCUAAGUCGUAAAUACGUAAUUUAUAAUAUAUGAUGACGAAAUGAAUUAAUUUUUAAUCAAAUACGGUAUAAUAAUUAGGUUUUUAGGUAGGUAGAUAAUGUAUUAUAUUAUAAUAUAAUUAGUGUUAUAAUUUAGACGCAACCUAAUACCAAAUUUGCAACCCCUCCCCCCCCAAUCACUACCACAACCAGUGAUAAUAUAUCAUAUUAUAUUAUAUUAUAGGCAGUAUUAUAUUAUUUAGAUACCCACACGUUUAUGUUGCAGGUAUCGUAGCUACUAGCUGGUAUGGGUUAUGCCAUGUGCCCCAUAAUAAAUUGUAUAUUAGUAUUAUAUAGCGUCACUCGAUUUAAUAAUUUAUUGUUAAUUAUAUUUUUAAUAUUUAUUUGACGUAAAGUAUACGAUAAUAAUAAUAACAUGAAAUGACGCGGUCCUGCAAAACAAACAAUUGAAUAGGUAUAUUGUAGAAAAGUUAGGUUAACCUAACCUAACCUAACCUAUACCGUCGCCCGCGAGCUAAGUGUAUAAUUCAAAAAAUGGAGGCCAUACGAUUUUGACUGUAAACUCUUCCAACAAAUUGUGUGUGAUGCUAAGCUACGCUAAUGCUUCGUCUAUCAUCAUUAUUUCUUUUGCUCAUUCCGCAGGUGUUGUAUUCAAUUGUUAUUGUUUAAGUUUAAUAUUGAAAAUAUUAUUAUAAAUAGAUGAUGCGACGCGUUUGGGUUGUUAUUAUGUUAUUAUUAUUAUUAUUAUUAUGUGGUUCCGUUUUACUAAUUUGUAAUUUUUAAAUUUGAUUUAAAUUUUGAGUUGACUACGGUCCAGCUUUCGGUACUCCACUCUCCUCCAGAUUAUAAUACGAGUAUACGAAACGAUUAUAUACAUCGAAUAAUUACAAUUACUAUUUAUUAUUAUUAUUAUGGUUACACGAUUGUAGUAAAUAUAUUUUGUAUAAUAUUUACCUACCACUUGUUUAAUUUUUCUAUUUUGUUUGGUUUUUGUUUAAUUUGUUCUAAUUUUUAAACACAACAAAAUGUUUUUAAUGUUAUUUUUAAUAAUAUUAUAUUAUGUAAUAAUUCAGUAGUAUUAAGGAUAUUUAUUGUUUAUACAUAUAUAUAUAUUAUAUAUAUUAUAUAGUUAUAAUUUAUAAUGUUAUAUAUUUUCAGUAUUUUUAAUAUUUGUUCGUAAACAAAAUGUCUACAUUAUAUUAUAUACUUUAAUGCAUAAAUGAAUAUUAUGUAUGUAUAGAUUUAAAAAGUAGAAAUACCACAGUGGCAUCAUUGGGCAUAGAAUAUACAUAUAAAAGAGCAUCUGUUAUUUUUUAAAGGACUAUACUGAACCAAAAUGUAUGAAAUCUAUGAAAAUGCCCAAACCAAAAAAAAACGUUUACUAAAAAUAUGUUAUAUGUCUUAUGUAUAAAUUAAUAUAUUUUUUUCUAACUGUAUCAAAUACAUUGUUUUGUUGUUUUUAGUACUUAUUAUGUAUAUAUUAAUUAUGUAUUACGUUACAUAUUAUUGUACUAUUAUUGUAGGUAUAAUAUUUCUACAUUACAGUUUUUUGUUUUUAAUUAGAUUUCAAAUUUUAAAAAAACUUUAUAAUACAAGACAAUAUUAUCGAUAAAAAAAACAAAAAGUCACUAGAAUUCGGUGGUUUAAUAAAACCUAACCUAUAUUGUAAAGAAAAAAACACGGAUAUACAAACAUGUAUUAUAUACUUUGUGUAAAAAUGAUGCUACCAAAGUGACGCCUCUUGUAUGGAGUUACUGUAUUUUGAAAUAAAUUAUUACAUUUUGCAUUCAA